UACGAAUCUAAAAUAUUUUCCAUUCUUUUAGGCUGCCUAGCACCCUCAAUGAGUUCUCAAGCCCGCGGCCCCGGUGGAGGGCGGCCUCCCGCCCCCUGGGAUCAAGGGCCAAGAAGAAAUGAGACCGGGAUCAAACUGCUCCCUCCGGGUUGACACGCGAAGAAAAAAUGCCCAAGCCCAGCCAGGAUGGGCUUGGGCUAGGUAACAAGAUAAGUGCUUGUGUUACUUUAACUAGUGGAACAAGUCCCCAAAACGUCGAACCUACGGGUGAGACGCAACCAAAGGAGCCGGCCGGAUGCUCGGUGCCGCCAGGCAUGGGACAGGAAAGGGCGGCUUCAAACCCUUCCCCCAAUAAUCCCCCGUCCUCGCCUUAUCGUGAGGGAGGGCAAUAUCUCUCUGAAUCAGAAUGCAUUUCAGAACUCAAUGGCUCUGGAAGCAUCCAUCUUUCAGACAACGAGGAACUCGCCGACCUGUCUGAGAAAGAAGAGAACAAAAUCGGUGACAAGUUUGCCGAACUAACGGUCAACAACCCGAAAACCAACCCACGAUCAUAUGUAUCGGUGGCUUCCAAAGUCCGUGGACAUGAGGUCAUCUAUGUCCAUCUUGGUCAAAAAGAGAGAUCUCCCCUGGGCCGGGAGCUAUUCUACAAACUCUGGGACAAGCUCCAGGAGGGCGUGGUGGAACUUCUCCUUAAAGGCAAGACCCCUCCCACCAACGUGCUUUGGCAUAGCUGGUCCCAGCAAAGAGGCCUCAUUGCUGUGGGUGAUGAGGAAACUUGUAAAGCAAUCAUCCAACUGAUUGCCCAGAUGAGUAUAAAACAACACAAAUUUCGUGCCUGGAAACGAGGCGAAUUUGGAGAGGGUAGGCUUGUGACAGCGUUCUUUGCUGGCAAUAGCUUGAAACUGUGGGUUGGAGAUAAGCUUUUGAAGCUUCUUAAAUCUCAAAACAAACUACUCGGCAAUCACGUUGGAGUCAAAACCACCGACACAGAUAAUGGUCGAAAAAUGAUCUUCUUUGCAGACCCCGUCUUAUGGAAAGAUCUCAAAGGCAGAGCGACACCGCUUGCUCAACACAAAGUCGUCCUACGGUUAGGACUCGCCCAGUACGUGUUCCACCUGAGCCGGAAAUCCAAUCUGAACGCUGCUCCGGAGGACACUCCUUCCCUGGAAAGGGAGGAGAAGAAAUCCAAGACAGGGGAAGCAUCUGGAGGCGACGACCGAUGUGAGGUGGUCACCGCAAGAAAGGCCCCUGUUCCGGCGGACGCUCCCGUUUUGGUAGAGGUGGGAGACGAGACGGAAGCGGUAAGCGCAACCGCUGAAAUUCCUGCCUUGGAAGAAGGGGGGAGAACAAGCUGGAUCAGACUGGAAAGUGGUGGCCAACUCUCGGAGGAAGUCGCCACUGAAACAAGGAAGCUCAUCCAAACUAUCCAAGGGACAAAGCUAAGUUUUUGUGAACUAAUAUAGUAUCAUGACUACCCC
Molecule: messenger RNA, 1478 nt
Organism: Tigriopus californicus
Lineage: Eukaryota; Metazoa; Arthropoda; Copepoda; Harpacticoida; Harpacticidae
Exons: 2
Coding region: 168-1463 (431 amino acids)
Source: RefSeq, a predicted model, not a curated record